Erpetoichthys calabaricus (reedfish) is the source of this 1809-nucleotide messenger RNA. It is a transcript of the gene orai1b, whose product is annotated as ORAI calcium release-activated calcium modulator 1b. The transcript has 2 exons. Bases 341 to 1018 code for a protein of 225 amino acids. Gene Ontology annotation, cellular component: membrane. Gene Ontology annotation, molecular function: store-operated calcium channel activity. Gene Ontology annotation, biological process: store-operated calcium entry. The record is from RefSeq and is a predicted model, not a curated record. Lineage: Eukaryota; Metazoa; Chordata; Cladistia; Polypteriformes; Polypteridae.
UCAAGUACGUAGAAGCCCAACCUCCGUAGCUGCCCAAGCGUGCUGCACAAUUCUAGAGUGCUCCCGACCGGUCUUCUUGUGGGCGGAGUAAAUUCUUAGAUAUCUUCUGCACUGUUUCAGUAGGUGCGGUCUGCAGAGCGGAGGUUCUGCCUGGCUACGAAGUGAAUUGGGCGGAAGGGCGGCCGGGAAGUGCCUGACGGACGUGGUCAGGAGGUUGACGCGCUCGCGGCCGCAGAACCGAAUGACUGUCGCGCGCACCUCUCCUCGAGGAAGCGCUUUUUGCCACUCGCGUGGACACCUCGGUGAGGGGCACAGGCGCACUUAACACGUCGCCUUUUUGAUGAGUCUUAACGAGCACUCGCUGCAGGCUCUGUCCUGGAGAAAGCUCUAUUUGAGCCGAGCAAAACUUAAAGCUUCAAGCAGGACUUCGGCGCUUCUCUCCGGUUUUGCGAUGGUGGCUAUGGUGGAAGUCCAGCUUGAAGCAAAUCAUAACUAUCCUCCUGGGCUGCUGAUUGCUUUCAGUGCUUGCACUACGGUGCUGGUGGCCGUUCACCUCUUUGCCCUUAUGAUCAGCACCUGCAUCCUUCCAAACAUAGAAGCUGUUAGCAAUGUGCACAAUCUGAACUCCGUCAAGGAGUCUCCUCAUGAGCGUAUGCACCGGCACAUUGAACUUGCAUGGGCUUUCUCCACUGUCAUUGGGACCUUGUUGUUUCUGGCAGAAGUUGUUCUUCUCUGCUGGGUUAAAUUCCUUCCAGUGAAGAGUGCAGCAGAAAGCCAGCAAUCUUCCAACACGACCAAUGGAAUCACCCCAGGGGUAGCAGCAGCAAUUGCCUCUACCAUCAUCAUGGUGCCCUGUGGACUGAUUUUUAUCGUGUUUGCUGUGCAUUUUUACAGGUCCCUUGUGAGUCAUAAAACUGAUAGACAGUUCAAAGAACUGGAGGAGCUUUCCAUGUUUGCAAGGAAUCAGCUUGAUGACAGAGGCGAAACCCCGAUGCAGCAAGCUGCUCAGUAUCCUUGAAUUCGUGGUUCGUUGGGUGUGACGACUUGAAGACUUUUUUGGCUUUUAUUGAACACUGUGCAUACAAAUUUACUUCCUGGUGCAUGGACAUGCUGUCGAGGUUAAACUUAAAUGACUGAUUUGAGAGAAGAUUUUUAAUCCAUUUACUGAAUGCUUUUUCUGCUGCUUUUUUCCCUUCUGGAGCUUUGUAUCUCUUGCUUUUUUUUUUUCUUUUUUUUUAAACUGCAUUUGAUUAUGGUGGUCAGUUUGGUUCAGAAAACAAUGUGAUUGUAGGCUAGCUUUAAUAAUGCAUGCAACUUCUGAGAUGCUGGGAGUGUUUCAGAUUGCCAAAUUACAUGUAAGCCUUUACUUCUGUACAUUUUGUACAGCAUAUCGGACACUUUCUCUCCAUGUCACCCCUAAUAAUUUUAAGACUCUGGCAGAAACAUUUAUGUAUAUGUUUAUGUGCUUAGGCUGAUCUUGCAAAGUAUUUUUGUUGCCAUACACUGUAUGUAAGAUAUGUGCUGCCCUGAAGUGGAUGAAGCGUGUAUAGUAAGACUCUGGAAGACUCCUUUACGUACGGCAGCGUGUGUAAGUCUUUUAGACUGUAUGACACUGGACCCACAUUCUCUGUGACUCAACCUCAUUUUAAAGACUUCUAUUUUGUUACAGAUUAUAUUAUAGAUGUAUAUGUUUUUGUUUUCUUUUUUUUUAAUAAUGGUAAAAAUCCAAACAAACACUGUAAUUAAAUUAUGAGUCAUCAUUUUUGCCAAAAACUAAAUUUCUUAACAAUAAAUCCAUAUUCAAAUGGA